GCUCUCUUUAAGACCAAGAAGUAUCCACCCUCCACGUCUCUCUACCUCUCCUACCGUGCAGGGGCUGUAAAUUACUGUCAGCCGAGCAGUAGCUGCCCUUAUCUCCCACCUUCACGUCUCCUCCAGCAGCCUCUCUCUCCUAUUACACCCGGCUAUUCCUCCUUCCUGCCCCUGCACUCUGCUGAGCAGCUGAUAUACUAACAGACAGGCUGCAGAGGAAAAGUUGGCCCCAUUACCUUUCCCCACUAUCCUAUCAGAUCAGUAAUUGCAGUUUGAAGCUGAGGAUCUGCAGAGCAUCCAUCCGGCUGCGGUGUGUGAAUGGGCUCCCUCCCACCUCUGUCACAGUGGCCGGUUCAGGUUCUCAUCCAGCUCCCUUAGCUGCUGCUGCUGCUUGUGGGGGCGAAGCUGUCAUCUCAGCCCACAAGUCUGAGACUGGCACACAGACACACGUCGCUUCCAUGGAUCGGAUGGAGCAGCCAUUCCACAAUUAGCACCAGCCACAACUUUUGCCCCCUGACUUGAGCUGUGUUACUUUGCCCAGGAAAAUAAAAGCCAGUAGGCAAAUGUGACCUGCAGUUACCUCUACAACUGGAGCCAGAGAAGCAACAAAAACACGGAAACUUAAAAUAUGGAUGGUUUAAUUGAACAGAACAGUGUUCUUAUGCAUAGUAAAAUCACAGAAGCCGGUAAAAGAAAUGGCUUAAUCAACACAAGAAAUUUAAUGGCGGAAAAUAAAGAGGGAAUGGUGUCUGUUUAUCCAACUCCUCAUUAUCAGAGUCACAUUGUUGGCAGUAUUUCACCUCAGACUGGCAAAGAUAACAUUAAAAAUGACCCUGUUCAACAACUGCUGGAUCCUAACAUGCUACAACAGACAGUAGAGUCUCACUAUCGGCCCAACAUCAUUCUGUAUUCUGAGAAUGUCUUACGCUCUUGGGGUGAGAAUGUGAGCACUGAAUGCUGUGAAACCACAUUUAUCGAAGACAGAUCACCAACCAAAGACAGUCUUGAUUAUCCAGAUAGCAAGUUCAUUGACCUUUCCUCUGAAGACAUCAAAAUUCAUACUCUUUCUUAUGAUGUAGAAGAGGAAGAAGAAUUUCAAGAGUUAGAGAGUGACUAUUCCAGUGACACAGAAAGUGAAGACAACUUCUUAAUGAUGCCACCAAGGGAUCACCUUGGCCUCAGUGUAUUUUCCAUGCUGUGCUGUUUCUGGCCCUUGGGGAUUGCUGCCUUUUAUUUGUCACACGAGAAAGAAGAUGGAUCGGCAGAAAAAAUGCUUUUACUGAAACAAGAAAAAGAAAAUAACUUAUUGAUUGUGUAGAGCUAGCUCUGUUCAUGAUCAAUGGGAUUGCAUGGUGGGAUUUUGUGAAUUAUCCUAAUAUUCGCAUGAAUUUUUUUUUAACUUUCUCUUUAUUGCUUUAAAUUGGGUUGUGUUGUAAAAAUAGGCAGGUAAUACUGUAUAAGACUGGGAACAAAAUCCCUCUCGCGUUACAAUGUAAAUUUCGUUGAAGUUUACUUUGCUAUCUGAUUCAGGAGAUAUGGACUAAAUCCUCCUCAUUUGUAAAUAUGUUAUGUUAUGUUUAACUGUAGAUUUACAUGGAAUAGAAUGUAUGAAUACUUUUAUAGUCUAUGAUUCUAUCAGGUUCAGUAUUUGGAAUGUAGGUACUUAAAUUUAUUUGGCAGUUGUCAUUUCGUUAGGUCCGGUGUCUGAGGAACAUCACAAAUCAUGCCCUAUAUUCCUAAAGUAUUGGUUCUUUGUGAAUUAAUAAGAUGCAUUUUCAUAAUCAGCCCAUAAAAUGAUUCAUCCGCUGUGUGUAGGGAACAGGUGUUCUCUAUGGGACUGGGAAAUUCCUAUUGAUCUAAUAAACAGAAUUGUGAGCAAAAACUGCAUAGUAUAUAGUCUAUUUACCUGAUUUGCAUUAUGUAUUCCUUCAUACCUUAAUAUGUUUACAAAAGAACACUCUUACUGUGCUAAAAGACAUGUUUAAAGCUAUAAUUCUUGGUUAUACUGUAAGUGAACCACUCAGUUUAUCAGCGACUAAAAGCAGAUAUUGACAACUGUACAGUAAAACAUUACAUCAUGCUUGUUUGUUCUUCUGGAAUGUCUGUGAGACUCCAGAACUUAGGGGAACCAUCCCAGACUCCUUUCAGAAUCUACUGAACCUCACUUUGUUCUAAACUGGACAGGGCUUUGGUGAUGUGAACUGAUAAGAAUAGCCUUAUUAUUUCCCUGCUAUUGCUGAAUGCACAGUGACACAUAGUGGGAUAGUGUAAGUGGGACGAGGACAGGUCUUGCUCUUGUCACUUUGACUUCCACUCUGGGAUCUUCUAAGGGGGAUGUCUAAAAUGUUGACAAGAAUUUCUUAUGCUACAGCUUAUUUAAUACCAUGGUUUAAUUUGUACUUGAAUUAACCACAUUAUAGCUGUCAUUUUUGUGGUAUACUCUAGAAAAUGAAGGUUAAAGUGAUUGGUUGCUUUGGUUUAUAGCAAUUUGUGCACAUAGCACUAUGGGGGUCAUUCCGAGUUGUUCGCUCGCAAGCUGCUUUUAGCAGCUUUGCACACGCUAAGCCGCCGCCUACUGGGAGUGAAUCUUAGCUUAUCAAAAUUGCGAACGAAAGAUUCGCAAUAUUGCGAAAAUACUUCUCUGUGCAGUUUCUGAGUAGCUCGAGACUUACUCUUCCAGUGCGAUCAGUUCAGUGCUUGUCGUUCCUGGUUUGACGUCACAAACACACCCAGCGUUCGCCCAGACACUCCUCCGUUUCUCCAGCCACUCCCGCGUUUUUCCCAGAAACGGUAGCAUUUUUUCACACACUCCCAUAAAACGGCCAGUUUCUGCCCAGAAACACCCACUUCCUGUCAAUCACAUUACGAUCACCAGAACGAAGAAAAAACCUCGUAAUGCCGUGAGUAAAAUUCCUAACUGCAUAGCAAAUUUACUUGGCGCAGUCGCACUGCGGACAUUGCGCAUGCGCAUUCGCGACUAAUCGCUCCGUUGCGAGAAAAAAAUAACGAGCGAACAACUCGGAAUGACCCCCUAUGUUAUGAAAUAAGCUACAAUAAGUAGAUAUUGUCUUCAUAAUUUACAUUUUUGCAUAAAAAAGUUAUAACGUUCAACAUAGUAUUAAUAUUCAUUUGCAAUGUCUGUAAGCUGAAAUAAAGUUUUGCAAAUUGGGCUUAAACUUAAAUGCAUCAAAAUGUUGUUCAAUAUAAUCUCCCAAAGUUUAAAGAUCCUACUUGAAUCUUGAAUGCAUUCUGAAACGAUUUGUAA
This is a messenger RNA of Pseudophryne corroboree (corroboree frog), 3265 nucleotides long. RefSeq names its product synapse differentiation inducing 1 (gene SYNDIG1). Lineage: Eukaryota; Metazoa; Chordata; Amphibia; Anura; Myobatrachidae. The record is from RefSeq and is a predicted model, not a curated record. Bases 629 to 1318 code for a protein of 229 amino acids. Gene Ontology annotation, biological process: synaptic vesicle clustering; positive regulation of synapse assembly. The transcript has 4 exons. Gene Ontology annotation, cellular component: intracellular membrane-bounded organelle; postsynaptic density membrane; excitatory synapse.